This is a messenger RNA of Hydatigera taeniaeformis, 5886 nucleotides long. The record is from the annotation of a GenBank genome assembly. NCBI's taxonomy places the organism in Eukaryota, Metazoa, Platyhelminthes, Cestoda, Cyclophyllidea, Taeniidae.
AUGUAUGUGGCCCCGAAUCCGGUUAUUCGACCAAAAGUAACUCCAGAUCCGGUUGAAGUUGCCGAGGAGACCAGUAGUACCAAUCAGUCUGACUCAGACCUCAUCCCCACCUACACUGUCAGCAUUAUUGGUGACCCACGCUCUGGGAAGUCCUGCUUCUGUAAUCGAUUUGUCUAUUCCCAUCCUGACUGGUACCAAGAGGGUCACCCGUCAGUGCUUAGUGAGGCGGACUUUUGCAAGCCUGUUGUUAACUCCGACCACUGGUUAUAUUGGGGCACUGUUACGCGUCGUCUAGAUGACGGGGCUAGUGUCCGUUUUUGUGUGAUAGAGCAGACCGAAUUUCUCAGUGAUAUUACCUCUCUCCCUUUCUCUUCCAAAAGCCUCUCCAUCUCUUCCAAUUCUUGCACCGCCUCGUACUCUUCUCAUUCAGCCAACCCUAUUACAGUCUCUGGACCCACGAACACCAGUAAUUCAACCCCUAUCCUAUCCAAAGAGUUGCAUUCGUCCGACCGCCUGCAUAAUUAUAUCCUGCGUUGUACUGCAACGAAAAUUUGCUCUCCUGGAAAGUUGCGCUACUACUGCAUCGACCAACUUGGACAUCAAGAACGUUACAAGCAAGAGUGCUUCCCACAUAUGGGUCCUUUUGAGGUCCAUGGGUUUCUAGUCAUCUAUGACGUGAGUCGACGUGCCUCUUGUCAUGAGACACCCGACCUUCAGCAACAACAACUCUCUUUUUUGAUUGAUGUCCUCAGUUUAAUCUCCAAACGCAAAAAACCUGUUGUCGUAGUCGCCGCGAAGCGAGACACCGUUGACGAACAAUGCCUCUCCAGUGUGACUCAGUUCCUACAGAAGUCGGCGGAUUUUCGGAAAAUCCCCAUUGUUGAAGCGUCGGCACACAGGAACAUCAAUGUUGAGCUGGCCUUCUUAACACUGGCUCGGCUGUUGGAGAACAGCGGAAAUAGCAGCAAGUCGCGAUCUUCAAAACUCAAACUGCUCUCUUAUCAAGAAGCAACUAGGGAGCAGGACGAACAUCAGAGGCGUUUGCGAGAGGCCUUUGUGAACAGGGUGUCAUUGUCUCCAGCCGGCUUUCUUACCGACUGGCCCACUUUUCUUUCGCGAUAUAGUCAUCAGGGUGAUGUGGCGAGGUUCAUUGAUCUCUGGGGUUCAGAAGUGGCCAGGGAGACUUUUGAACAAUUUACUGCGCAGCGGAAAACCGAAACAAAGCGGCGACACAUGGCAAAACUGCCUGAGGCGCUCUCAACCAUGCUGCUUUAUGUUGGUCCAGUCACAAAUAGGUCUCCUAAUGAACUUCUUCGGCGUUUGCGUGCGCAUUCCCAUUUUGACCAAUUUUUUGUAAGUGAGGAGAUAUCAGAUGAUAACUUGAUUCAGCGUCCCAGCACACGCCGAAACCUUCAGGAGGAUGAUUCUAGAAUCCCCUUCGCAUUGGCGCUUAAAGAACCGCCAGAUAACGGGGACUCACCUUUCAUGGAGUCUCUAAAGUCACUCAUCUUUGCUGAAGCCUGGGCCACUAAUAUGGCAGUCUUUGAGGAGGCCCUCUUACAGUGGCAGAUCAACAGUAGUGCCAGUGGUUCUUUCGCUUCCAUACUACCUGGCCAGUCAUUUGAUAGCGAACAGCUCUCUCACAUCCAGCCUGGCUCUGUUCUCGGUCAGGAGGAUCAGCUUGAGGUUUACCAAAAGUUUCAAGAGUGUCUUCGACUAAACACUCGCGAGGAAUUCCUCGAUCUGCUACUUGAAAGUCUUCCUCAGUUCAUUCGUGCUGCCUCAGCCUACAUGAAUUGCAUUGGAGAUACCUUUUUUAAGAUGGCGCCGUCACCCUUUCGUCAGGUUCAAGCUGCAACCGCAUCGCAACCUCAUUCCGAGCCAAACCGUAGCCGGCCGAUCUCACCUGCCAGCGAGCCUCUCACCAUCCCUCUUAGAUCAGUACAGCUACCUCCUGCGGACAUUCGACUGUGUGCGGUGCUUGCUCCACCUCGUGGGGCGAAGGAGCAACAGCUGGCGAUGAUAAAAAACUCUAUCGCCUCGGAUAUCCGUUAUCGCGCCAUGGAUUAUAUGCCAAGUGAACGUCAGACUUGCCUCACCAGUAAUCUCGAUAUCCUCUUGCUUCGAGCUUCUCAGCCUGAAGCCUCGCCAUUGCUAUUACCAUCAAGUACGAUUUAUCGGCAUUAUUCUUGUUCCUUCAUGGAUCAACAAGACCCACUUCAACUUACCUUUCCUCUGCCCCACUGUCCGGCUUAUCAGACUGGUCGGUGCAUGGAUACGGUAUUUGAGAGCCUAUGCUCUGGUACAAGGUGGAGUGUGGGGGAGACACAGAAUAGCUUUUCCAGCCAUCUCUCCUGCGUUCUCGGACAGGGAGACAAGCGGUUGUGUGUAGCGGUGUGUGCAGUGUGCACGGACUUGGUGGCUGCCAACGCUGGAAUCAAUCUCUUUCGAGCUGCUGGGUUCGUACCUGAAGGUGCUACUAGUCCCAGUUUGCUUACAUCCUCGCUCUUUCCCUCCUGCGUUACUCAGAACUUGGUCUCUUCGUGGCCCUUGGCUUCAACAAUCCUUACACCGGUGGAUACUUUGGUAGCCUCUGUCAUAGGUGAUUCUGCGAUCUCUCCUGUCUUGGGUACUGUACAGGCAUCAUUUCUCUCGCAUCAUGAGCUUUUAACUUUGGCCACCAAUCCACGUCGAUCGCCGGACGUCUUCGAUGGUGUAGUACUCCUUCUUUCCAUUGAUGAAGGCAUUUCCUCCACUUCCUGUGGUGCAUUUCCCCCUUGCACUUGCGGGAAGGGUGCCGGAGCGACGUACUGCUGUAAAUGUUAUCGCGGCGCUUCUGACUGUUCCCAUACCACUCCACGCCCUCGUAGUCUCUACUCUCGUGCGACUGCAAUCAAAGCGCUUGCUGAACACCUCGCGCCCAUGCCACACCUCAUCAUUUUAGCUAUCAGUGGUAGCAGUACCAUUGCCAGAUUGGAAAUCUGUCAUGGAAGCGCAAGCUCACCAACUCUACUCCUCAACUCAACGGCUGGGUCUUCACCGCAAAGACCGAUUACUGGCACUAGUUUGAGUGACUUUGUGGCUGAGGGCACGAAAUAUUCAACUGGUGAAGACGAAGCCGAAAACGAUAACGUCAAGGGCACACCAAUUCUUGGUGGAGUUUCUCGUUCAGGGACUAAACUUCGGCCUAACUUCGUGCUGGUUACCCUCUAUAUUUCUCCAGAUGCUCUCUCGGACUUUCUCUCUGCUUGCUGGACACGCAAACUAGCCUCUAGUGAGGGUGGGCGUGGGUCAUCCCGAAAGACCAUCUCUCCGAAGACGCGGAACAAUGACGAAAGCAGCUAUGUCACCAUUCAAGAGAGUCGCUUUCAUCCCACGUCUUCUCCAGGUCGUCUUCACAGCCACCAUCGUCGUUGUUGUCAUCGGCACUAUUAUCACAAUCGGCAUCACUUCCACAGGCACCAUCACCGUCAUCACCACUAUCACCACUUUCAUCGAUGUAGUCGACUGUCAACUUCAAAUUCCUCUGGUGGUGAGGCUAUUGCAACUUCAGGGACGUCAUCUACUUUUUCGCUGUCAAGCUCGAACCAUCAUCCUCCGAAACUUACACUCACUCCAGUCCCCUCUGUACCCCCAAAGAGAAGGUAUGGCCGCAGUAGCAGCCUACCACUUCCUUCUGGUGCUUCGCUGAAAUACUCUCGUUUGUUUGGUCGAGGUUCCUUAGAGGCCUCGGGGCUGCGGUCGAGGUCUUUGUGCUAUCGACAAAAUUACUCGAAUUUCGAAGCUCUCUCCUCAAAGCUAGAUAGCUCAUUCGUUUCCAGAGCCAACAACUUUGGUACAAUUGCUGAGGUCACUACAGCCAAAUCCUCCAAUCGAUUGAAUCACCAACUGCAUACGUUGACCUCCACCCUCGAUCCUCUGACCGGAUACUGUUCUUCCAUCGCCUCCUCCUGUUCUCCUUGCCCUGUUGCUUCCUCGUUCCCCUCCUUAGCUCCCUUUGCGUACGAUAAAGCCUCCUCAGCUUCCUCUCCAGAGCCAGCCUUCCUCAAGUUCUCCGAGGGUCUGUCGCCUCUUCCCCCUGAUGACGUUGAUCCUGUUACACCAUUGCAUAUAUUGCCGUUGAUGGAGCGUUGGAUGCGACGCAAGCAAAAUGAGGCGUAUUGGCUACAUGAGCAACGUGAAAGGAAAGACGUAGAAGGGGAGGAUAAAUCGUGGAAUAAAGAGAUCUUCCAUACCACUGACGAUGCCCUUCAGUUUGGUGCUGUCUAUCUUGUUCCCUGUCCGCACAUCCACCGGUUUACAAGUAAUCCACCACCGAACCCACAGGAGCAAACGGCUCUAAGCGUCUCUCAUUCCUCCAUGAGCAAACAACAUCCCUUUGGAAAAAAGAGCCUUGAUUUGGGAUUGGCCAAUAGAGGUGGUCCGAAUUCACACCACCACGGCCACAACCAUCAGCACCAGACGAAUUCAGGAGGCUCUGCUUUCACAACGACAUCAGCAACGUGUGGCGGUGUAUCCUCCUUCCUCACUUCUGGUAUCCGUGCUGUUACCAGCGGUUUUAGUCGUCCUCGCGAGCGCCGUCGCUCCAUUAGUACGCCCUGUGGCGGUGAGGCCUUCACUUCUACUACUGCCGGCGGGAUGAUGGUGGUUGGCGGAGGUGUUGCCCCCGUCAUAUCGGCCUCCAACACACCAUCUUCCUCCACACCUGGCUCUUCACGAGCUGCAGACUUGAGUCUAGCAUGCAUGCUGCCUGGCUCAGAACCUCCUCUGCGCACAGGCAUUGGCAUUGGUGGUAGUUACGCUACAGAGACCACCUCGAAAGCCUCCACACCAUCCUUUCCAUUUGAUGAAAUCGAUGGGCCGGGUGGGGAUGGAGGUGGGAGAUUGGCAUCUAGCGGAGAAUCCUUGCUGCCUCGUCUUUGGGUCUCCUCUCUGAACCAGUUAAUGGAGUUGAUGUCUACUGUCCGCCCUUCUGUUGGAGGAGGGGGGGAGGGGUCAUCGACUGGCAUAAAGAGGGGGGUGCUGACUCCUCAACCUCGUCAUUGGCAUCUUCCCUCUUGCCUCCAUAGACUCUGUAUCCCCCGGCAGAACCUCCCAUCCCCAUUACCACCAUCCCUUUCAUCCCUCCCCACAUCUCGUCGGCAUCCUACUAGUAACACAAAUGCUUCUUCCACCAAUCCACUUGAAGAACAUUCGUCUUUCAUGCCCAGUUGUACCAGCCACUAUCACUGCCAAACGGAUGCGAUAGCGGCUCCCCCACCGGGAUCGCGUCACUUACCGGUGAAUACAACGGAGCAGUCCUAUUCCACCUCCCAACAUCGAGUUCAACAACAGCAACGACACCAGUUGAGCACGGCAUCGUUAUCCAGUUUCCAAAGUAAUCGCCGUUCUGUAGUUGACUUACCAACGUCGUCGGAAUGUCUUGAUGUUGGACAGGGUAGCUGCACCAACCCUCCAAUCAGUAGUCGAUCAACCACGUGCUUAGCCGCAGCAGCAGCUAGUGCAGCUUCUUCCCGUCUCUCACCUCCUCUCACGCUCGUUCCCUUCGGCAAAUUCUCUACAGGAAGCUCUGGCAUCUCUGGACGACGCAAUCGGCGCAAUGUUUUGUCACUUUUUGGAGGGAAGACAAAUGCCUUCUCAACAGAGCCACAGCAACAGCACAAUAACAUACAUGCCUCCACAUCAGUGAACGUGACCACAAGCAGCGGUGGAGCCUCGUUUCCCUCCACUCCGGUUCACGAGCCUUCCACUACCAGCGCCAUCGCCGCCCCAGUUAUGCUAGCCUUCGGUCAUUUCAAGGCCAAAUCUGCCACUCCACCUCUGCAAAACGCCGCGUCCUCUCCUCGCUCCUCUUCUAUCACCAACACCUCCAAUAGCAGUGGAUGA